UUUGUGGGCUCCGCUAAACCGGUAGUAUUGAUGGUAACACCGUCACUUGUAGUUCUCAUAGUCGGUUGUGCGCGUGCAUUUAAAUAUGAACGAAGACACGUGGUUGUUGUAGUUGGCCUUUUCUUUUAAUUAUGUGAUUUUAUCGUUUGUUAUUAACUGUGACCUUGAUAUAUAAAUAACAAUGUGGAACUUAAUAAUAUUUUUAAUGCUCAUUCUGGCAACUUUCUCAAAUGCAAUUACUGCAUUGAAAAAUGUUACUGUGGCUAAGUGUUGUGCCUUUGACCAAUACAUUUCGAAAAAUGACGGCUAUACUUGCGUGUCCGGCAAGAUUGACGAGUGGGCACCCAAAAUUUACUCCCCAAAGAAGAAAAGCUACCUUCCGAUACCUCGGAACACCGUACCGACGAACUGGCAUUUAAAACCCUCUCAAUUUCCUAAUUGCCGCGGUGUAAACGCGACGAAAAUCGAAAAUUUCAUUGGUUUCCAAAACGGCUCCUUAUGGUUAGUGGAGUUUCACGGUAAAUUAGCGGAUCCACUUUCGUACUGCAUCGACUACAAUAUCGCGUUUGUUUGUUUAAAUGAAAAAAUCGUGCCCGUGAGGAAAUGUUGCGGAUCCAAUGCAGCCUAUAACGACAUUGAAAACCGAUGUGUAGCGCUUAAUGGAACUGACAGGACAAUUAGUGUCGGCUCAAACAUGACAAUCAUCGAGGGCUUCCCAGUGUGCAAAGACCAUAAGGAAAACGCCGGAAAGUUUGACAAAGCUUACUUGCAAGAAAACGGUAGCUUGUUUGUAAACGAACACAACAUUUUACUGCCUCCAGGUGAAUUCUGUUUGGAACACGUUUUAGAGAAUGGCUCCGAGGAUGCAGGACAGCCGAGCGUAAUUACCUGCAACCAUUACAUGCCACCAACCGUCACGACCGUACCGGCAACCAAACAAUCGGACUUGCGUUUCACGUUGUACCCCAUCGGUUUAGCACUGAGCGCCAUCUUUCUGGCGGCCACCCUUGCCGCAGGAUCUCUGCUUCCGGCAAGCCACCACGUUCUGCAUUGGAGAUGCCAAACGAAUCACAUCGUAUGUUUACUUAUCGGUUACAUACUUUUGUGCAUCAUCCAAAUCGCCGGAAGGACCAUGUCGCCGAUGCCAUGUUUUUUGAUGGUUUGGAGAAAAGUCAGGAGCGCUGCCGAUUGCGUAUUUACGAAGCGUACGCAUGGGGUGGUCCUUUAAUAAUCGCCGGAACAGCAGCCGCCUUAGAUAGCGUACCGAAUAAUUCCGAUUACGAUUUUUUGAGGCCAAGGUUCGGAACGAGUAAUUGCUGGUUCCACGGUAACCUGGAAAUCCUCACGUACUUCUUCGGACCAAUAGGAACCCUCCUAGUAAUUAACUUGGCACUUUUUCUGAUGACUGCCAGAGAACUGACAUGUGGAUUAUGGAAACGAGAGCUUGUUAAGUCGACAACUGAAAGGGCUGCCUUGGGGAGAGUUUGCAUGAAGCUUGUUGUUGUAAUGGGAGUGACGUGGAUUGCUGACGUUAUAUCUUGGGCCGUCGGUGGGCCGCAAGAAGUAUGGUAUUUAACAGAUUUCAUUAACUGCCUGCAGGGUGUCUUAAUAUUCAUCGUUGUCGGAUGUCAACCACAGGUUUUAACGGCAGUUAAAAGGUGGUGGUGCUGGAGAAAAAGACUGGCGACUGGCACCGCCGGAACCACCAAUCAUCACUCUUCAAGUUCACAAGGCUUGCCUUCUAUGGGCGAUACGAUUACCAACAACAGUGUAACACAUAAUACAAAAUCUGUUCCCAUGGAGACAAGUUGUUAAAACUGUUUGUGCAGGGUUUCGUCGACAAUAACUAGAUUAGGUACAUAAAUUUGUAAUGAGUACAAAAUUUGCCUUUUAGUUGCUAGUCAGUUUCGGAUAAAUUUAAAUAACUAUAAAGCCUACGACUAAUCUCCCGUUUGAGACUGAAUAUAAGUAAUGUUAGUUAAAUUUGUUUCGUUUUCAUGUAAGUUUAAUAUCGGUAGUUGUAGUUCCUUAUGUAGAUUUUAUGUAGGCUACCAUUCGUGCGCAAAUCACUUUGGUACUUACCUGCCGUUUUAGUUACAGCCAAGAUUAGCUUUUUUUAUGUAUAGUUGACAGUAUUAACUACUUUGAUUUCAGACAAUGCUUGGCUUUUAGUUUUAACUUUUAUAUAUCCAGUAUUACAUGUUGAUUAUUUUGAUGUAUAAAGUGUAUAAAUAUUUACCAGUAUUUAAGGAAUUAAACAUUUCAAAGCG
Messenger RNA from Photinus pyralis (common eastern firefly), 2270 nucleotides. Its product is annotated as probable G-protein coupled receptor Mth-like 1. NCBI's taxonomy places the organism in Eukaryota, Metazoa, Arthropoda, Insecta, Coleoptera, Lampyridae. Gene Ontology annotation, molecular function: G protein-coupled receptor activity. Gene Ontology annotation, cellular component: membrane. Gene Ontology annotation, biological process: cell surface receptor signaling pathway; G protein-coupled receptor signaling pathway. The record is from RefSeq and is a predicted model, not a curated record.